CGUACACAAUCCCCGCAAAACUUGUGUUUGGCCUCACAAAUCGGAUCCGCCCAACAUCGGAGACAACGCAGUAAAUGGUGCCACCGCUGCAUCCGGAAAUAAGCGUGAUCCUUGCGCUGCCCGAAGAAUAUACCCGCCUUAAUCAGGAUGCCAUUCGACAUAUGCACAAGAUCGAAGCCCUGGAGGUAAUGGAUCAGAUACAAACGAUACUCGACAGUACUCGAAAUGGUCGGAGCGCAGGCUUUGGAGGGGUGGCCAUUCUCGAGUUCCGUCGCCGGGCCACUUGUUUGCUCGUCAAAUUGUCGAAGUACUUCUCUGUGAUACCCCAAAGCCUGUUCAUUCCCGGGGUAGAGGCUGCUAAUACGCUGGAGCCUGUCGCCACGGGCGGCUAUAGCAAUAUCUAUGCAGGGCGAUACGGAGGCAAACUCGUGGCGUUGAAGACUAUGCGCUGGUAUCUGUACGCCGGGGCUGAUGUGACGGAUUACAAUGCUAGGAUGUGUCAAGAAGCUCUAUUUUGGCGGCAGCUCAGUCACCCGAACGUUGUUACGUUCUUGGGCUUACACCUCUUCGAGAGCGAUCGUGCCGCUUCGGAUAAUUUCCCGGACGUGCCACCGAUCUACUCGAUUGUGACACCAUGGAUGGACAACGGCCACAUGCUGAGAUACAUCGACCAUAGACAGCCAUCAUUAGAUGAACUUCUGCAGCUGCUCACCGACAUCUGUCAUGGGCUACAGUACCUGCACGACCACACGUUCCUGCAUGGCGACCUGAGAGCGGUGAACGUUCUGAUCGACGACAGAGGACGGCCUUGUUUGUCUGAUUUUGGGCUCAGUGUCAUCACGAGAAUGUUUUACUCUGCCGGCACGGGCAAUUCGCUUUCAAUGAACGUACGAUGGGCCCCUCCCGAAGCGCUUUGGGGCUACGAAUCAGACCAUGUUCCCGAGCUGAGCGCUGACACAUUCUGCCUGGGUAUGGUAUUCUUGGAGGCGUUCACGCUCAAACCUCCUUUCGCGGAAAUUUCGUCCGACUUUAGGGUUAUGCACGCAAGAGCAAACGAAGGAAGGCAACCCUCGAAGCCAUCGGUUACUGAAUGCAGGGGCCUGGCCCUCCCGGAGUGGCUAUGGGCUGUCAUGCAAUGGUGUUGGGAAGACCAUCCACAGGCCAGGCCUACAGCAUCAGACUUGACGCUUUGUCUGGAAAGGAGGGCAUGUAUCCGCCGCAUACAAGACGUGGUUGCGGAUCAAUGAAAUGGGCGAAAACCAAUUCGUUCCAUUUUUGCUUGUAUCAGUAUUACUUGAGUCCAAUUGUUAGUAUGUACAUGUCUAUCAUCGAUGCAUUGGGUGAAACGUG
Punctularia strigosozonata HHB-11173 SS5 is the source of this 1350-nucleotide messenger RNA. Its product is annotated as kinase-like protein. Gene Ontology annotation, molecular function: ATP binding; protein kinase activity. The coding region runs from base 75 to 1247 and encodes 390 amino acids. The record is from RefSeq and is a predicted model, not a curated record. NCBI's taxonomy places the organism in Eukaryota, Fungi, Basidiomycota, Agaricomycetes, Corticiales, Punctulariaceae. Gene Ontology annotation, biological process: protein phosphorylation. The transcript is spliced from 7 exons.